CAUGACGGUGAAGAGAAACUGGGUCACAGAUUGAAAACCGUUUAUGUCACAGUUGUGUGUCUCGCUGUUACGGUAAAGAAAAAAAAAGGAAAAAAAAAAGCCCAGCCGCUUUAAAUGGACGGACCCAUCUCGCCGCAGCUCCCAGGUAGACGGAUCGCAGCAGCUGCCUAAGGAUCGGAUCACAUCGGGCCGGAGCCGCAGCCACACCGGAUGAACCCAGGCCAGGCCGAACCGAACCAGACCAGGACCAGAUCAGAACGGAGCGGACCGGACUGAUCCGACCGACCGACACCGGGCCCGUCCAGGAGGCCUGUUCCAGUUUCCUAUCCAGUUGAGGGCUCAAGAGUGGAUGGAAGGAGAUGAUUUUAACACAGAGGCUGUGAUGAACAUCUGUGAUGACCUGAUGGCAGACCAAAGGAUGGACAUCUCGUCUACGAUGACCGACUUCAUGUCCCCCGGCUCCAUCAGCACGCCCGGCAUGGACUACACCCGCAAGAGGAAGGGCAGCACCACCGACUACCAGAUUGAUGGCUUCUCGUUCGACGACAUGGACCCAGACAAAGACAAGCUGGGGAGCGACCAGCAGGGCCGGAUUAAGAACGCCAGAGAGGCUCACAGCCAGAUCGAGAAGCGCCGCCGCGACAAGAUGAACAGCUUCAUCGACGAGCUGGCGUCUCUGGUCCCCACCUGCAACGCCAUGUCCAGGAAGCUGGACAAGCUGACCGUCCUCAGGAUGGCGGUCCAGCACAUGAAGACGCUCAGAGGUGCAGCCAACCCGUACACAGAAGCAAACUACAAACCCUCCUUCCUGUCAGACGAUGAGCUGAAGCACUUGAUACUAAGGGCUGCCGAUGGUUUCCUCUUCGUGGUCGGAUGCGAUCGUGGGAAAAUCCUCUUUGUUUCUGAAUCGGUGUACAAGAUUCUCAACUACAGUCAGAACGACCUGAUCGGCCAGAGUCUGUUCGACUACCUCCAUCCCAAGGACAUCGCCAAGGUCAAGGAGCAGCUGUCGUCCUCCGACACGGCGCCGCGGGAGAGACUCAUCGACGCUAAAACUGGUCUUCCAGUGAAGACGGACAUCACCCCCGGACCUUCUCGGCUCUGCUCCGGAGCCCGGCGGUCGUUCUUCUGCAGAAUGAAGUGCAACAGACCCUCGGUGAAGGUGGAGGACAAAGACUUUCCCUCCACCUGCUCCAAGAAGAAAGCCGACCGGAAGAGCUUCUGCACCAUCCACAGCACCGGCUACCUGAAGAGCUGGCCGCCCACCAAGAUGGGCCUGGACGAGGACAACGAGCCCGACAACGAGGGCUGCAACCUGAGCUGCCUGGUGGCCAUCGGCCGGCUGCACCCCCACAUCGUGCCCCAGCCCAGCCUGGCCGACAUCCGGGUCAAGCCCACCGAGUACGUCUCCCGGCACGCCAUCGACGGCAAGUUCGUCUUCGUGGACCAGAGAGCCACCGCCAUCCUGGCCUACCUGCCCCAGGAGCUGCUGGGAACCUCCUUCUACGAGUAUUUCCACCAGGACGACAUCGGACACCUGGCUGAGUGUCACAGACAAGUGCUGCAGAUGAGAGAGAAGAUCAACACCAACUGUUACAAGUUCAAGAUCAAGGACGGCUCCUUCAUCACGCUGAGGAGCCGAUGGUUCAGCUUCAUGAACCCCUGGACCAAGGAGGUGGAGUACAUUGUCUCCACCAACACCGUCGUCUCGUACGUAUCCGCUUCAGGUCAAACCCGGCUCGGUCCGACACGUGACCCAGAACCAGCUGGUUCUUUAUCUAACACAGCAGAGUUGAAUGUUUACAGACGUACAGGCCUGACUCACAGCUCAGUCACUCGAGGAUUUUCAGUCACAUCCAGAUGAAUUGUCAGAAUGACUGCAGCCAUCUUGUUUCUUGUUUCUCCACCCAGGAUCCGAGGCUCCUCCCCCUCCAGCUGUGGCUCCAGCCCUCUGAACAUCACCAGCACCCCCCCACCUGAUACCUGCUCACCUGGAGGCAAGAAGAUCCAGAACGGAGGAACGCCUGAGCUGCCCAGUACAGGAAUCAUCCCCGGACCCGAUUCCGUCGGAUACCCUUAUUCCAACCAGUCCAUCAUGAGCGACAACUCCCACCUGAGCAUAGACAUCAUGGACGAGCCCGGAUCCAGCAGCCCGAGCAACGACGAGGCGGCCAUGGCGGUCAUCAUGUCGCUGCUGGAGGCCGACGCCGGCCUGGGCGGCCCCGUCGACUUCAGCGACCUGCCCUGGCCUUUGUGAGGAAGCCGGACGGGGAGAACCGGAGCCGGAGAGAGUUCGGUCGGGUCCAAAUCCUGGCCGCCGAGUUUCCUGCGAAAAAAAAAUGUCCAUCUUAACAAAGAAGUCCGAAGGUUUCUACUGACACAAAAGAUUACUUCUGUUAGCCGUCGUGUUCAAGGUUUCACUCCUACUUCCUGGUUCGUCAUUCCCCGUAGGCGGAGCUUCACCGAGGCCGGAUCUUUGUUAAGAUGGUCAUUUUCAGAUCAGACGUUUCCUAACAUUGCCACGGUGAGAGAAGACCACAACUCCAACAACAGUCCAGCAAACUACGGAUGUGCGGUGCUAGCACGUCGACGCCCCUGCUAGCAACUCAAGACUCAUGCUCGCAAGUUGACACUCCUGCUAGCUAGCACGUCGGGUUUCCUGCUAGCGGGUCGAUGCUUUUGCUGGCACGCCGAGGCUCAUGCUGCUAGCGCGUGGAGACUCAUGCUAGCACGUUGAAGCUCCUGCUAGCAACUCGAGGCUCCUGCUAGCACGUCGAGGCUCAUGCUAGCAUAUGGAGGCUCAUGCUAGCACGUCGAGCCUCAUGCUAGCUAGCACAUCAAGGCUCCAUCACCGGCUCUGGAUCCUGUCGGCAUCACCGGACUCCUGAGACAAACUGAGGUCGACGUGUUGGUCGGAGAGCGUUCGAUUCCCGCUGCGACUCUCUCCACGUCUUUUACCUGAGUUCAAGGAUCCUGUACAAGCGCGACCCUCCACCCGAACUCGGCCGCUUCAAUCCGGCCGACCUCCGACUAAACAAAGGGAUCUGCCGCCGUUUCCCUUUCGGAGAUUCGCUCGGAAAGGACUUUUAUUAUUUCCCCCAAAAGAUUCCACAGGCAGGUUUCAGAAAUAGUUUUAGAAGACGCCACUCAGCUGCUGUUUCCCUCGACUUUGUCUCCGAGCUGCUCGUCCUCAGCGUCCCACCUCUAAAGAUCAGAGCGGACCUAUUCUGUGAUGUUCUGCUGCUGCUCAGUCGAGGUCUUCACACGUCCAAAACUAUGGAAUGAAUUAUUUAAAUUUGAGAUAAAGAGAAAACCUGAGCUGCAGACGAGACGAAACAGCAGAAUUUUUAUUUUUUUAAGUAUUUUUUUGGGGCUGUUUUUGUUCCUGGGGAGUCGCACACAGAUUAAACACAAAUCUGAAUGUUUUAGAAGCCAGUUGAGUCUCAGAAGCUUCUAUCAUGUUGUUGAAGGACGCAAGUUUUGAGUUUAUAGUGCGUUCAGAAACAAAGCUGAAAUACCUUUUAUUUUUGAGCGUAUUGCUCAGUGUUCUGCCAAAACGUAAUAAAGACACAGAGGAGCUGCUGACACUUGAAAAAAUGCAUUAGUUCGCCUCGACAAAGACUCGUGUGGCGGUUAAUGUCCUCCGACUUUAGCUCCGUAGGCGUGGCCUCACUUCUGAAUGAAGACGAUUGGUCUGUUUUGAAACGUCGCCGUUUUAUGGAGUGAACUCAGCAUCUUAAAAAGGAAAACCUGGUUGACAAAGACAGCCCUGCUACGACUUCUUGAGUUUUAACUUCUAUCGAGAUGACUAGCGCAAAAAUUUGUCAGUGGUCUGAUUGGACCUUCAAUUAGAUUUUAUUUAUAUAGCGCAAAUUCACAACAUAUGUGAUCUCACAGCGCUUAACAUAGUCACCUGUGAAGACCUCCUGCUUUGUUCUGGAACAGAGCAGCUGUAGUUCCUGGUUGUUCCACCAGGGGGAGUCUCUUAGUUUUCAGUAAGAUUUUUAAAAAUGCAGUUACACGUUUAGCUAGCAGCGGGCCACCACGACGAAGACUAGUGUGGCGGUUAAUGACCUCUGACUUUAACUAUGUGAGACGAGUAGGCGUGGCCUCGCCUCUGAAUGAACACCAUUGGUUCAUUUUGAAAUGUCGCCGUUUUAUGGCGAGAGCUCAGAAUCUAAAAAGGAAAACCUUGUUAACAAAGACAGCCCUGUUACCCCUUAUUAAGUUUUAGGUUUUGUUGAGCCGGCUAACGCAAAAAGUCUGGUUAUGUUGAACUUUCUUCGUGGUCCAGCCCUGAUUGGACCUUCAAUUGGAUUUUAUUAUAUAGUGCAAAUUCACAACAUAUGUCAUCUCACAGCGCUUAGCAUAGUCGGAUACAGACGUUAAGGACUUUGAAGACCUCCUGCUUUGUUCUAGUACAGUGAGCAGCUGUAGUUCCUGGUUGUUCCACCAGGUGGAGCCUCUUGUUUUUUAAUUAAAAAAAAAAACAAAAACAAAGCCUCGUGUGGCGGUUAAUGACCCGCCCGAGCGGAGACAUCGAAGCUAACGGAGGCAGCAGCUCGGUGCGCAGCUUCGUUUUCAGGCUAAUCGGUCCGACUCCAAACCAAGACUGUCCACGUGCUCCUUCACUGCCACCGUUGGUUCUGAGGACGCCUCUCUCCGGAUCAACACACCGAAACCUUGGUUCUGGGUCACAGGGUUUCCUCCUCCAUCCUCCCUCCACACUGAAGCACUUCUGACUAGAUGGGACUCGCUGGAUCAGGUUUCUGAUGCGGCGCCGAGUACUUCUUUUGCCUUUUUGUGAAUUUAGCCCCCAGAUAGAAAGCAGCGCCUCCUCGGUGAGCGGUUCGGACGGAACCGAGAGGAAAAAGGAAAGAAAAUACCUCCUGAGAUGGAUUAAUCUGCAGAAAUGUGGAUUUUUAAAGAACACUCUUGGACUUGGUCUGUUCAGCACUUAAAGACUCGUAACUGUCAAACUACCUUGUUAGCGCCGAGGGCUAAACCGUAGACGAGUGUAGAAACAGGAAACCGGUCCGAGCUCAGAGAGAAUCAGGACGGACAGACGGUGUCUGGAUGGACUCUUUAUGUCCGUUUUUCCUCAACGAUGGUGAUAAACGAUGACGAAUAUCUUCAACACGACCUCUUCGCUUCGCCGCUCUGCUGCGAGUCCGACCGGAGGAGGAGGAGGCGUCGGAGGGCGGCGCCUGAAGGGAAAGAAAAUCCUCAUGUACAAAAAACAUAAAUUAAAAGCAGCACGUCGGUGGUUUCACAGAUUCCUCCUUUAACGCCUUUCAAAUAUUAAACCGAAGCUCAGUUUUGUAAAUUCUUUCACAAAUCAAAUCAAAGUAACAGAAAAAACUGCAAAAAAAAAAGACAUUUGCCUCAAAAACUUUUUAGCAUUACUGACGCCAAAACGUAUUAAAGUAAAAUCAUUUAAAGAAAUGAUUGACUUAAGUUUUUAAAAAAAUAUAUGAUAGUCUUAAAUGUGUAGCAAGGUUGAAACCUUAUAAAACUAACGAGACGGCAAAUAGAAAUGGUUUAAAAGCAAAAAAAGAAAAAAGUAUAUGUAUUCGGUAUUUUUACACAUUAAAUGUCUUAAACUCAUUCAUGCUUCAACUGUGUUAUAAAUACAGUUUAGAGUCGCAGAGAGAAACAUCCGAACCGAACGAAAUUGUGAUUUUUUUAAAGACUUGUCUGGAUGAAAAAUAUAUUCGUGUGAUUUUGUAAAUUCUUUCCACGUUCUGGAAACUGGAAAAAUAAAAUAAAUCCAACCAGAAAAUUCUAAAGUGCACGAAAACAGAAAAAAAUACAAAAAGGCGUUUAAGUGUCUUUAUUAAGUGGUUACGGAGCAACGAGUUUUUAUUCAAACAUGAAGUUUUGUGCCAACGUUGGGGCUGAUUUCCUGGUUUCUUUGGCUCAUCUCGUUGGUUUAGUGGGUUUAAUUAAAAGUAAAAUCCAGAGCUGUGUUGGUGGCUUUUAUGGUUUAUGUUGCACAAAAUGACCGUUAAAGUCAUUUUUUAAAACUGCGGUUAAAGACGAGAUCCCUUCGUUCAGCCUUUUAUUUAUUUUUAAUAUCGUUUAGUGUCGCCCUCUUUUGUUCAAUGAAGGAAAUAAAAAUAACCAACGAACGCUAGCUAAGAAAAGACGUUAAUACGGUAAAACAUAGUAACGAGAAGCCUCGAAACUUGCGAGCAAGACAAAUAUUAAAGUUAUUAUGAUGUAAAAUAAUUUCAAAUAGGGAUGUUAUGGAUUAGCUGUUCAUCAGUUAUAUAUUUAAACCAAUUAAAACUAUAUUAACCAAUAAAGCAGAAAACGCUGCAGUACCUGGUUGUUCCACCAGGGGGAGCCUCUUAUCAUGUAAUGGGAUUUUUUUUUAAAGUUGCAGUUUGUUUGCUGUGACCUGCGUUUAGCGAUCAACAGGCACCACGGCAGACUUCUGUGGAGGUUAAUGACGAGCCGAUUUAUACACGAGUCAUGUGACCUUGACGUGAAGUCCGCUGUGCUUUUAUUGAUUAUCGAUCGGUCAUGUUAAUUGUCUAAACUUCUCUUCCCCUAGUUACAAGUACUGCUUGUGUUAACCUCCGACGUGCUGCGACUCAGAUUUCAUCGUGUUUGAGCGAAGUCGGCCAUGUUUUCUUUCCGUCAGGAGUCGGCCAUGUUCUCUUCCCGUCAGGCUCCGCCCCCUCCCGUCCUCCUCCUCCAAUCAGGCAGCAGCUGGCGGAGGCCCCUCUGUAUCUGUUCUAGUGGUUUUCUGUUUCAGUGUUUCUAACGCUACACACUACAAUAAAGUGUCGCCCUUGUUGAUAUCUCCUCCUCCACCCGACAAUAAUGUAUCAAAUCUUUAAAUAUUAUCAUGUAAGAGUACUUUAUGCAAAUAUAUAUGAGUAUGAUGAGUGUAUUGUAUGUAUCAGCAGUGAAAUAUUUUUAAAAUAAAAUUAUUUGUUUCUGUCA
Molecule: messenger RNA, 6954 nt
Organism: Stegastes partitus (bicolor damselfish)
Lineage: Eukaryota; Metazoa; Chordata; Actinopteri; Pomacentridae
Product: aryl hydrocarbon receptor nuclear translocator-like protein 1
Exons: 18
Biological process (GO): regulation of DNA-templated transcription
Cellular component (GO): cytoplasm; transcription regulator complex; nucleus
Molecular function (GO): protein dimerization activity; DNA-binding transcription factor activity
Source: RefSeq, a predicted model, not a curated record